UUAUUCUCAUAAAUAUUCGGGGUCGGUGACAACACCUGCCCAGUUCGCAGCCGCAAAUAAAAACGUUAUUGUGUUGACUGUACCGUCUAUUACAUCUCUGUAACAAACCUGAUUAAAUAGACAGAGCAAACGACUUCUUCCCACUGGGCUCUACCCACCACAAUAGCUGCUAGCUAGGUGGGGUCGAUAGUAUACGCAGAUAACGAAUCAGGUGAACAGAAGAGCGAAAUCUGGACUAGCGCGUUCUGCGAUUUGAUUAAAUAUUUAGUAAUGCCGUUUAAUCCAACCUGUUUUUCUUUUUCUUAUUGACACAAGUGAAUCAUCACAUUUCGGGUUCUACGUGAUGACAAACGCGCAGGUGAAAAUGUGGGUCUGUCCCAUUCGUCAACAGAUAUAUACGUGAGCGUUCCGAAUGGGCGAGGGCUCGGGGUCUGCCGAGGUUAUUGGGUUUGUCACUGACGCCAAUCGCGGCAAGCAGCAACGAAAUGGCACACACAGAAAAAAAAAAAUGAGGGGCUGUUUGGUAUCAGUUAAAACGAAUCGUCAAUUGCUCUGACUGUCACUCGAGACCAACACGAGCAGAAAAACUUUCAACCAACCCGGACUUUGUAUGUACGUAUAUAUAUCCAUUCACUUGCAGCUCAUGCUAGGCAACAGUUGCCAUGACUGGACACAGCCGUUUGCGUCGUAUCCGGAUCAGUCCUGCGUCACUGCAGACCUCGGCAGACGUCGUGCAAAGAAAGGUGGAUCCCCUCCCCCAUCUAAAAAUAUAAAAAAAAAAAAAAUGUGGAACAGAAAGCGUGGAAACGAUUCAAGUGUUUCAAAGUGACGACUAUACAACCUUGACUUGAUUGUAGGUUGGUAUACAUAGUCGCCAAACUGCGUACGUGUUGGACGCCCGCGUUCAUUGGAUUUUGUUUGUUUCCUUCCAUUUGAAACUCCCCUCCUCUUGCCUAAAUCACAUUUUAUAACAGAUUUUGAUUCAAUUCAAUCAAAAAGAAUUUUGAAAAAAUAUAAAAGAGAGAAAGGGCCAAAAAACACAAAACAGCUGAGAAAUGGUGAAAAGCGACGGACGCCAUUGGUUCAGGUGUGGCGGGCGUCGUCAUAGCGACGCCAAUCUGGAUAAACCAAUCGCUGGCGCCUCCGCACGUAACGUCGUGUGUCCGCCGGGGCUGCCGUGCGUAGCAUUUCUCUCCGCUGCGGUGGUGAGUGCUGGUAAGAGAAGAGGAGUAAUAAGAGGUGGGUUUCCCUCCCAACCACCCACCCGAAAAGAAAAAAAAAAAAAACACAACAAGAAAGAGAGGGGGAGAGCUCCCGCCGACAACAGCAGCCAAACGGGGCAGAAUCAGGUGAGUCAAGAGGGUGGUGGGUGGUUAAAAAAAAACUACCGUGUAGUAGGUACUACUGCAUUUUUUCCGUUGCUGGAUUUUCCCAAUCCGCAGCGCAACAGCAACAGACUGGAACUCUCCUCCCCCCGCAGGCCAUCCAGCAGCUAGAUCUCCACCCCCUUCUCUCUCUCUCUGCCCAUAUGGAAAAGGCAGCUCUCCUCAAUCCUCGUACACAUACAGUUUAUCUAUCCACCUACCUUUAUCCAUCUUUGCUUCUUAUUCUGCUGGCCGCCUAUAUAGAAGCCAACUGCUUUUUUUUCUCUCUCUCUUAUAAUAUUCCGAAGGGUUGAUUUUUUUUCUCCUACCUCCACCUGGGUGUCUUGCAAGGUGUUGCAGCCAACAACCCAAAAAAAAAGAAAAAGAAGAAGGCAGUAGGAGGAGCUUUAAAAAAAAUAAUAAUCACAAAAAAACUUGAGAGAGUUUCGAACGAGUGUCUUAUGCGAGCCGCUGUGCCAGCCGACCGUCUAGUUCAAGUCCUGACGCCGUCGUGCUCAGGUGUGCAAAUCACCUCCUCACCUCUCUCAUCAACGUUUAGCCCAUCUCCUACUGUGUGUUUAAUCGAGUCGUAUUGUUCAAUCGUUUGAUUUCUUCGAGACCCCCCCCCCCCCACAAACGACGAGUUGGACUCCCGAAUUUUUGGUGGCCGUUUCUUGUCGAAUUGAUUUCGGGGUUUUUGAACGGAUUUAAUUCUCAGCCCAGUUCGGUUCACUGGGAAUUUUUUAAACUGUGUGCUGCGCAAGUGUACAAUUGCGGUCGACUGGAAGUUUGUUCUUUUCUCCAAACAUCCGCAGUGUUGUUUCUCGCAUGGUGAUCGCCAGUGUGUCUAGUUCAAUCUCGAAUUAUUUCCGCAAAAAGUUUCAACGGAAUUGUUGAAAUUGAUUUUUUUUCGUUGUGUUUUCAUCAAACACUAUUCACUUAAAAAAACAAAAUGUACGAAAAUUCUUCUUCGCCCGUGUCUGCUCGCCAGCAGCAGCACGAAGCUGAAAUCAUCCGGCGGAUGAGCGCCGCUCGAUCCAGCGCAUUCAACGUCGUCGCCCCCUAUUCCCUGGAAGCCCAGCAGCAAGGCAUAAGCAAAGACGUGGACGGUGUCGGUUACGGAGCCAAUCCCUUUCUCGGUUCAUUCGGUCUACUUUCGACAUCUUGGCUGGUCUGGUCGAUACAACAACAACAGCAGCAGCAACAGCAACAGCAACAACAGCAGCAGCAAUCGCAUCAGAAUGGAACUGCAACUCCCAAUUCGCCCAAUCCGUUCUUCUAUCCGUUCGGGGCUGGCCAUCCCCUUUUGCCCAGCGCUGCAUUCCUUCGAGCGUCGCUUGCAUCGGCCCAGCGACCGGCCGUACCAGCCCCUCAAGUGACUCCACCCUCAGAAGUGCCGGCGAAUGCCAAGUGCCGAUGGAUCGAUCCACAACAGCCGGCCCCCGAGACGCCACUCAAUCUGAGCACAAAGCCCAAGGCUAAAGGGAUCUGGUCGCCGGCCAGCUUGUGCGAGGAGGAGCAGAGCAGACGGACAACGACGACGACUGGCAAAAUUGCUGCCGCUCCGACGGCGGCCAGUUCGCCGGAUCGAUGCGAUUCCCCCCAGAAGGCCACGUCACCGGAUUCUCCGCCCCCAAGCGGCCGGAGAUCCUCCGAGGUGGAAGACGGCAGCAGCCCUUACCACUACCGGGCCACGUCGGCCGCCGCUAACGGGACGGCUCGGUUCGCCCGCGGCCCGACGGCCGCCGCUCUCUUCCGGCCUUUCGACCCGUUUUACAGCAUGCGAUUGCCGGGUCACGGCGGAGUCGGCGGCAGCUGGAAAGCGGCCGACGACCAGCACCAGUACCAGCACCAUCAGUACCACCACCACCAUCAGGAGCCGCAGCACAGUCCCCAGGACAGCCGGCAGAGUUCCGGCGGAGAGGAGAGCAUCUACUCGGACAACAUCAAAGACGAGGACAUGACGGCCCAUUUCUGCCGCGUCUGCGACCAGUCCUUCUCCUCCAUUGCCGCCCUGGAGGCUCACGUGCGUCAAAAUCACUGCGACGUCCUGAUGGACGGCUCGUCCGUCAGCGGAGACGGCCGCGACCAGCACCAAAGGAUAAACAUGGGCGCAUUCCCUUGCUCCCGCUGCCCCAAAGUAUUCGAAAUCGGCGCCAGUCUCGAACAGCAUUUAGCAACGCACCACGCCUCACGUUCUUUCCAGUGCAAGCAAUGCGGCAAGACGUUCAAGCGGUCGUCGACGCUGUCGACUCACCUGCUGAUCCACUCGGACACCCGGCCGUAUCCUUGCCAGUACUGCGGCAAAAGGUUCCACCAGAAAUCCGACAUGAAGAAACACACCUACAUCCACACAGGUGAGAAGCCUCACAAGUGCAUCGUGUGCAGCAAAGCCUUCAGCCAGUCGUCCAAUCUGAUCACCCACAUGCGCAAGCACACCGGCUACAAGCCGUUCGCCUGCGGACUCUGCGACAAGGCCUUCCAGCGCAAGGUCGACCUGCGGCGGCACCGCGACAGCCAGCACCCGGCCAUGGCCCACCUGCCGCUCCCGCCGCCUCUCCCGCUCAACAAGAGCGAGCGGACCGGCAACGCAACCGUCGCCGGCACGGCCAACAUCGUCUGAUUUCGUCUCCAGCUCAGAUGAGAGACGAAUGAUUUAUUAUUACAAAAUAAUAACAGCAUACCGGCCGGAUAGAUAAUCAUGAUGUUAUCUAUAUCGAAAAACCCGUCAAGUUAUUGCUGCCCACUACUCUUGUACAUAAUUAUGCGACGACUAGGGAAAUCUGUAGAAUCUGACGACACACAAACACAAUCCGUGCCUUUUUCUUUGAUUUUUAAAUGAGUUGAGAUCAACCCAAACCAAUGACGUAUUUAUAAUAAUUCUAAUUUUGAUGUAUAGGCCUACUUGACUUGUUGCCCUAUAGCUCACUCUCUACUCUCUCUCUCUCUCUCUCAUUCAAUGGCUCACAGUCUCUCUCUUUUACACACACACACACCCCACGCCCUCCUCUAUAUUAUACAUAUAUGAAUAUCAUUAUUAUAACUAUGUAGCCCCGUCGUUCCACUAAUCCGAAUCGCUUUUCCUCUCUAGUCUCCUAUUACAUGUAAAAUGCCCCUCCCCCCUUUUCAUCCGCAAAAGACAAAAUGAGUUGUUA
This is a messenger RNA of Daphnia pulicaria, 4519 nucleotides long. Its product is annotated as zinc finger protein Gfi-1b-like. The record is from RefSeq and is a predicted model, not a curated record. The transcript has 5 exons. Gene Ontology annotation, molecular function: DNA-binding transcription factor activity, RNA polymerase II-specific; RNA polymerase II cis-regulatory region sequence-specific DNA binding. NCBI's taxonomy places the organism in Eukaryota, Metazoa, Arthropoda, Branchiopoda, Diplostraca, Daphniidae. Bases 2317 to 3987 code for a protein of 556 amino acids. Gene Ontology annotation, biological process: regulation of transcription by RNA polymerase II.